This is a messenger RNA of Scophthalmus maximus (turbot), 790 nucleotides long. It is a transcript of the gene csrp3, whose product is annotated as cysteine and glycine-rich protein 3 (cardiac LIM protein). Gene Ontology annotation, cellular component: nucleus; Z disc; cytoplasm. NCBI's taxonomy places the organism in Eukaryota, Metazoa, Chordata, Actinopteri, Pleuronectiformes, Scophthalmidae. The record is from RefSeq and is a predicted model, not a curated record. The transcript has 6 exons. Gene Ontology annotation, molecular function: structural constituent of muscle; actinin binding. Gene Ontology annotation, biological process: sarcomere organization; muscle tissue development; cardiac muscle contraction. The coding region runs from base 93 to 674 and encodes 193 amino acids.
GAUGAUGGCGAGACGACGGACGGUAUAUAAACCAGCCGGGGCGAGUUCACUGCCACUGUACGGGGCCGAAAGCACACAGACCGGGAAUCAAGAUGCCAAACUGGGGAGGCGGAGCCCAGUGUUCGGCCUGCGAGGAGACGGUGUACCACGCCGAGGAGAUCCAGUGCAACGGGAGGAGCUUCCAUAAGACCUGCUUCAUCUGCAUGACCUGCAGGAAGGGGCUGGACAGCACCACGGUGGCGGCGCACGAGUCCGAGGUCUACUGCAAGUCCUGCUACGGCAAGAAGUACGGGCCUAAAGGAUACGGAUACGGACAGGGGGCCGGAGCUCUGAGCUCUGACCCGCCGGGACGGAACGUGGACCCGCAGCCUCACGACUCCAAAGCCAAACCUUCCGCGGCGAACUCCAAUCCCGCCAAAUCUUCCCAGAAGUUCGGCGGAGCGGACCGCUGCCCUCGCUGCACCAAGGCCGUGUACGCCGCGGAGAAGGUGAUGGGAGCAGGCAAGCCCUGGCAUAAAACCUGCUUCCGCUGUUUACUGUGUGGCAAAAGCCUGGAGUCGACCACAGUGACGGACAAGGACGGAGAGCUGUACUGUAAAGUUUGCUACGCCAAGAACUUUGGCCCAAAAGGCUUCGGGCUUGGAAACGCCGCCAUGUUGGAGGAGCGACAGUGAAACAUCGUCUGUUUAAAACACUGAGCGACCGGAGCGGGACAGUUGAGUCAAAAUGUCAGAUGAUGAUGAUGAUGAUUAUUCCGCAUCCAAAAUAAACACGUUUUGAUAUUUUAAAA